AUGAGCCUACCUCAACAAUCUGUCUACGUGAUCGUUCCAUACCCAGGGCCCUCGAUUGAAAGUGAUCGACUUCUUCUUCGGCCAGUUACCGACAGUGAUGCCCCCGCACUUUUCGCCAUUCGUUCCCGGCCCGAAGUGGCAGAAAUGAACUCUCCCAAUAUACCAUUCAAAUCAAUUGAAGAAACCCGUGAAUGGAUGGCAACCAAGGUGUUCAGGAAUGGUCCACCUGAUAUUAUCGGGCGUUCAUUCAAUUAUGCCAUUGUGGACAAGUCAAUCCCAGAAACAGAGGAGCGAGUUGUUGGAUCUCUCAGCAUCAAUCAGGUAGACCCCUUUCCUGAGAUUGGAUACGCAGUGCAUCCAAACUCUUGGGGGAAAGGGUACGCGACAGAGGCUGUGCAGUUGAUGUUGAAGAUGUGGUGGAAUCUGGCGCGUCGGGCAGUUGAGGGAGAAGAUGCUUAUCUACCACAGGCUGAAAAAGCCUUUGCUCUUUGCGAAAAGAUGAAUGCUGGCAGUCGCCGUGUCCUAGAAAAGUGCGGCUUCAAGGUCGUGGGUGAUUUCCAAGAAGAUGGAGAUGACCUUUUUAUUUUUGCGCUAGAGCGUCCAUGA
This is a messenger RNA of Penicillium vulpinum, 606 nucleotides long. Its product is annotated as GNAT family N-acetyltransferase. Lineage: Eukaryota; Fungi; Ascomycota; Eurotiomycetes; Eurotiales; Aspergillaceae. Gene Ontology annotation, molecular function: acyltransferase activity, transferring groups other than amino-acyl groups. The record is from RefSeq and is a predicted model, not a curated record. The transcript is spliced from 2 exons. Bases 1 to 606 code for a protein of 201 amino acids.